AUGAAGCUACUUACUACCCACAGAGCUCUUGAGAGAUGUCUCCUGAAGUUUAACCGGCGCACACAACACCUUGCCGGUCUUCGUAGCUCCGACUUAAGAGGAAUGUCCCGUCUUUGCGACCCAGCGGAAUAUGUAUCGCAAGCAAAACAUAGAUGGGCCGGUCACAUCAUGAGAAGAAUCGACGAUAGAUGGACUAAAAGAACGCUAGAGUGGAUCCCAAGAGACGCUAAACGCCCCCGAGGGAGACCGCCAACGAGAUGGGGUGACGUGUUCGCUGCACGGAUGGACCAGCUGAGAGCUCAGCUGGAUACGGCUCAAGGAACUCGUCAGCCUCACUCACGAAACUUGAGAACAUCUUGGAUGACAAUGGCGAGGGAACGAAACGAGUGGAAGAGAUGCUGGGGCCCGCACUUCCAGUGA
Molecule: messenger RNA, 420 nt
Organism: Necator americanus (New World hookworm)
Lineage: Eukaryota; Metazoa; Nematoda; Chromadorea; Rhabditida; Ancylostomatidae
Exons: 1
Coding region: 1-420 (139 amino acids)
Source: RefSeq, a predicted model, not a curated record